This is a messenger RNA of Beauveria bassiana ARSEF 2860, 2883 nucleotides long. Its product is annotated as LsmAD domain-containing protein. Lineage: Eukaryota; Fungi; Ascomycota; Sordariomycetes; Hypocreales; Cordycipitaceae. Gene Ontology annotation, molecular function: RNA binding. Gene Ontology annotation, biological process: cytoplasmic stress granule assembly. The record is from RefSeq and is a predicted model, not a curated record. The transcript has 5 exons. Bases 1 to 2883 code for a protein of 960 amino acids. Gene Ontology annotation, cellular component: cytoplasmic stress granule.
AUGGUGUCGUGUGUCGUCCCACAAGGCAGUUUUGGGUGGUUUUGGAAGCUUCUGCCCACGACGUAUCUGAAAGCGAGGCUUCAAUCCCUUUCUCGCCUGCAAACCAUCUCUCCAUGCCCGCUGCGCCUGUUCAGAGGCAAUCCUAGCGGCGACGAGCUGGGCGAACAAGGUGUGACGAGAAUCCUCCUGUUUGGCAUUCCUAAGUUGCCCCUCCCGGAAAAUUCAGCAUCGCAGUUUUGUUGGGAAAUCAAAUUUGUCCUAUCCGCAGAUUUGAGGCCAUCGGCUCAAUCCAGCACAGACUAUACGAUGCCACCAAAGAAGGACGCUGUCUCUUCUGGCGGCAAAGGUGAAGGCCGUGGACAGAAUGGUAAUCGACCUGGCUUCCGAACCGACACGGCCAUCUCAAACAGGGGCGCAGCCGGUGAACGAGUCCUUCAGCCCUGGGUUCCGGAUGCCAGUGAUGGCCUUGACGCCAGUCUAGAGGGAUCAACGAGCAGUGGUGCUUGGGAUCAGUUCGCGGCAAACGAGCGACUCUUCGGGGUCAAAACUGACUACGACGAAAACAUCUACACAACGUCUAUCAACAAGAGUCAUCCUCAAUACCGCGAAAGAAUAGCUGCAGCCGACAGGAAAGCGCGUGAGAUCGAGCGAAGUGCUCCCACUACUGCACACGUAGCGGAAGAGCGAGUGAUGGACUACAAUGGUUCUGGUGGUGGCGAUGACAACGAGGAAGAGAAGUACAGUGGCGUCCGCCGACAAGACUUUCCGCCUCUGGGCGGAGGGCGGGAGAAUAGAUAUACACCUCCUGCCAAACGAGCCCCAGCCGCGCAGUCAAACGUUAAAGGCGCCCCGGUGGACCCUGCGAUUAUUUCUGCGCAGAUUAAAGCACCUUAUAAGAAGCCUGCACCUGCUGCUGCUGAUCAGACUCAUGGUCAACCACCCGACUCUGCAAAGAACGCAACCACCACCCGACAGCAGACACCCAAGACUGCAGAUUCGCAGCCUACGCACGAGAAGUCCACAGAGGCCAAAGUUGCGCAGUCUAAGGAUUUCAAGUCAUCAGACACGAGGGUUACCGAGAACUCUUCAACAGCCGCAACCACUACCCCUGUUGGCACCAAGGUCGGGCAAGGCGCAGCUGACAAGGCCACAGUCAGUGCCACGUUGACUGUUGAGCGUGACGUACUGAACUCGUUCAAAACUUUUGCUACUCAGCAGAGAAUCAACGCUGAGAAAGUUCGAAACAGCAAGGCCAAAGCUGAUAAAGAGGUCAAGCUCACUGAGUUACGAAAGUUCGCCACAAGUUUCAAGCUAUCAACACCCGUUCCAAACGACUUGGUGUCUAUCAUCGCGAAAGAUCCGGUGAAGCAAAAGGAAAUCCAGGCUCGAGCAAUCAGGAACGCUGAAGAAGUCGCAGCAAAAUCCAAAGCGGACUCUUCUUCUAAGAGUUCACCAGCCAGUGGUAAAGGUACUCCUCCUAAAGUCAGUGAUCCAGGUACUACCAUGCCUCCUUCUGUCGACCCACGAAACUCUCGCGCCCCAGCCGGACCGCACGGGGCUUCACCAGCUGGCGCACCGAACCGGCACACCGGACCUCGCCAGCCAUACCCUCAGCAGUAUCAUGGUCAGGGAUAUAGGAAUAACCGCGGCGGACUGCAUAACAUGCCCCCUCAGCAAACUGGCAGCCUGGCUCAGCGGCUGCGCAACGUCGAGCAGCAAAAGUUUUCGCAGCCGCCAACAGUCCAGCAGCCGCCACCUAGUCAGGAUGCACGCGCGCCACCCACUGGACCUUCUGGCACAAACGACACCAACUUUAGCCGUCGGCACAGUGCUCUGCCUGGGCACAUGGGUGUGAAGCUGAACCCUAACAGCCAUGAGUUUCGGCCAAGUCCAUUUGCUCCCUCUUUCAACCCCAACAACCAUGCCAGUGCAGGCUCAAGCCCUCGCUCCGCUGUCAACAAUGUUCCUGACGCGAACCCUGCUGCUGUUGUUCAUGGGCAACUCAUUCGACGCAAGACCAAAGCUGUCGAUGUUAACAAGUGUUCGAUUCUUUCUCACAUUAAAACCUUUGCUCCUCCUCCGGGCCGCAAGUGGGACGACAAUGGCGGUCUGCGACCUGCUUAUGAUACUCUUCCCACCUGGCGACAGCUUCGGGAUGACGAGAAAGCCGAUUCGACGAUGCAUCUCACGUAUAAGGAAUACUUUGAACGAAGCCCUUUCUCUGGGCCUGCAAUGGCAACGCCGAAUACUCCACACGCUCUCCCCCACCUGGCACAUCAACACCAACUGCCCUUUCAUCUUCAACAUGGCUCGCUCCACACAGGCCAGCGCCAGUCGCCCGCCAUGCCACCUAUGCAGAUGCAUACACCUCAUCACGGCCCUGGCCCUCACAGCCAAUAUGGUAAUGACGAUCACCGCAUGAUGCACUCCAACUCUCAGCAGUCGUUUGCAUCACCUCGCAUGGCACAAAUGCCAAUGGCCUACAACUCACCCAGUCAGAUGGCGUACAACCAGCCAGUGUAUAUGGGUGGAGGUGCCCCACAGAUGGGACAGUACCGAAGCUUCUCUAACAGCCAUCAUCCUCACUACGCACCACCCCAGGCACAUAUGAUGAUGCCGCAACACUUUAUGCCUGCGCCUCAGGGAAUGGUUGGCGGCCCCCAGAUGAUGUAUCCAGGUGCACAUGGACAGUUUAUGUCUCCAGGUGGCCCGCAGCAGCCAGGCCCUGGGGCAAAUGGAUAUCCCAGCCCAGGAAGACCUUCAGCCCCUGCCAUGGUUCAUCAAGGAUCGCAGCAGGGGCAGCCUAUGUAUGGCAUGAGUCCGAGUGUGCAGUAUAACCAGCCUGCCUACGGACAGGUACAGGGUGGCGCGCCAAGCCAGUGA